AUGGACUGGCGCACUGUAUUGGCAAUUAACGAUUGCCUAAGUACGCUGGUAUUGUCCAAGACCGCCUAUGUCAACAAUCUUCGACGCUUUCUCAGUGCCCCUGCCGAAGCCGACAACGAACUCCCACGGAUCAACACCAUUCGCACAUAUCUACGGGUUUUGAAUCGAUCGGGCUCGAGCGAGGCAACCGAGCUCUUCUCUCGGGACGAGACGUUUCGACGGCUACAAAUGGGCCUUGCCACCGAAGAGCAGGACCAGGUGAAUCGACAAUUACAAACAUACCUUGCGAUCUUUCGGUGGCGAUGCCCCUUUGACAUUCUCCACACUUGGCAAUUUGACGGCGUCAAUGCAGACCUCGCGGUGCGCGCUCGACAAACAUUUUGUCCUGGCCAGACCAUCAAGGGGUUGGAGGGCAGGUUGGUGGAGGCACCUGAAGAGGCAGUAGAGCAGCAACGCCAAGCUGAUAUGGUAUCGAGUAUUGUGGAGUCAGAGCGAUUCGGGCAGACAUUCUUCAUGACCUCGCUUGCUCGCUUUGUCAAUCAUGCCUGCGAUCCGAACGCGAAACUGGUCGUCCGUUCCCGAAGAUAUGUCGAUGUUGUCGCAAUCAAGGAGAUAACACUAGGCGAGGAGGUCACCGUCCACUACGGAUCGGGCUACUUUGGAUCCGAUAACCAGGAAUGUCUCUGUCGGAUCUGUAAAGCGCCAUCGAGAUCGUCACGACCGGUGCCAUGCUCACACUGCGGUUGGGAGGGAGAGGAUGUGGAGUGCAGCAGUGCACCGUGCUCGUUCUGUGUUCGCCACUUUUCCAUCUAUGGUAACCCGUGGCCAGCAACAACUUGA
Messenger RNA from Exophiala spinifera, 840 nucleotides. RefSeq lists its product as uncharacterized. The coding region runs from base 1 to 840 and encodes 279 amino acids. The record is from RefSeq and is a predicted model, not a curated record. NCBI's taxonomy places the organism in Eukaryota, Fungi, Ascomycota, Eurotiomycetes, Chaetothyriales, Herpotrichiellaceae. The transcript has 2 exons. Gene Ontology annotation, molecular function: histone H4K20 methyltransferase activity; protein binding. Gene Ontology annotation, cellular component: nucleus.